CUGCGGAGCGACACGGUGACCCUGCCGUGCGCGGCCAUGCGCCGCGCCAUGGCCCGCGCCGCCGUGGGCGACGACGACUACGGGGAGGACCCGGCCGUGAACGAGCUGCAGCGCCGGGCCGCGGGGGUUCUGGGGACGGAAUCGGCUCUGUUCGUGCCCACGGCCACCAUGGCCAAUCUCAUCGCCGUGAUGUGCCACUGCCAGCGCAGGGGGGCUCAGCUGUUCCUGGGCCAGGACGCCCACCUGCACCUCUACGAGCACGGCGGGGCCGCGCAGGUCGCCGGUGUGCACUCCCAGGCACUGCCAGAUCUGCCGGAUGGCACGUUCGACCUGGACCAGCUGGAGCUGACCAUCCGUGAGGCCCACGGCAGCCGGUACCACCCGCGUCCUGAGCUCAUCUGUCUGGAGAACACGCACAGCUCGGCGGGGGGCCGGGCACUGCCCCUCACCUAUCUCAGGCAGGUCCGUGGGCUUGCAGACCGUUACGGGAUGCGGGUGCACAUGGACGGCGCACGACUGAUGAACGCGGCGGUGGCCCAGGGUGUGGAGCCAGCUCAGAUUGCCCAGCACUGUGACUCUGUGUCUCUGUGCUUCUCCAAGGGCCUGGGUGCCCCGUCUGGUGCGGUGCUGGCAGGGCGCAGGGAGUUUGUCAGCGAGGCCUGGCGUGUGCGGAAGCUGCUGGGCGGGGGCAUGCGGCAGGCGGGAGUGCUGGCAGCCGCUGCCCGCCUCGGGCUGCAGCAGGCAGAGGAGACGCUGCGCAGGGACCACGACAACGCCCGGCACUUUGCGGAAGGUAUCCAAGCGCUGGACUCUCCCCUCUGUUCCAUCAACCUGGCAGCAGUGGAGACCAACAUUGUGAUGGUAAAUGUCCAGGGGGCCUGGCCGUCCCCCGCCGAGCUCUGCGACCGCCUUCGUGCUGUCGGCGAGGAGGAGGUGGCUGAGACUGGGCAGGCUGUCAGCGUCCUGCUGCUGCCCUGGUCCGCACGGACUGUGCGCGCUGUCUGGCACCGCAACGUAUCGGCCCGUGACACUGAGCUCGCAAGGAGAAAGCUGGAAUUUGUGGCCAGGAAGUGCCAGGAGGAAUUGGCCUUGGGGCUACAUCCAACGCCUCCAGGCACUGGGGGAGCCUGAGCAUUCUGCCAGCCCUGCAACUGCAGCAGUCAGGCAGCCCAAAGCAAGGACUGGAAAUGGUCCCUUUGUGUUCCAGAUGUUUUCCUGGCCAUCUGAAACUUGACAUCAGCCCUCAAAGACAGCCUGACAAACCAAUGUGAGCCCAGGCUAGCGGAGACUCCAGCCCUUGAGGCAGUUAGUGCACAAAAUAAACGCGUU
Hirundo rustica (Barn swallow) is the source of this 1329-nucleotide messenger RNA. RefSeq lists its product as uncharacterized. NCBI's taxonomy places the organism in Eukaryota, Metazoa, Chordata, Aves, Passeriformes, Hirundinidae. The record is from RefSeq and is a predicted model, not a curated record. The transcript is spliced from 7 exons. Gene Ontology annotation, cellular component: cytosol. Bases 37 to 1131 code for a protein of 364 amino acids. Gene Ontology annotation, biological process: L-threonine catabolic process; glycine biosynthetic process. Gene Ontology annotation, molecular function: L-allo-threonine aldolase activity.